This is a messenger RNA of Cynara cardunculus var. scolymus (artichoke), 1092 nucleotides long. RefSeq lists its product as uncharacterized. The transcript has 7 exons. NCBI's taxonomy places the organism in Eukaryota, Viridiplantae, Streptophyta, Magnoliopsida, Asterales, Asteraceae. Gene Ontology annotation, cellular component: mitochondrial inner membrane. The record is from RefSeq and is a predicted model, not a curated record. Gene Ontology annotation, biological process: mitochondrial proton-transporting ATP synthase complex assembly. Bases 50 to 856 code for a protein of 268 amino acids.
CCCCCAGCACUGAUUCUUAGCCUUCAUCGGCGACGGAGCCAUCGGGACGAUGUUGAGGUUGAAGCAAUUGAGUUCUUCGAGAUCGGUUAUUACACUCAGUUCACGGCUGUUGUUCACAAAAGAAGAUAAAGUAUUAUUACCAACCAGCAUCCCCACACGGUUGACCUCCAAUCGCUUUCUCAAUUUUUAUGAGAUUGGAAAUAAGGAUGCGAUCGAGAAAGAGCGUGCUCGGCUUAAAGAUGAAAUGAAUAGGGGAUAUUUUGCAGAUAUGGCAGAACUCAAACAACAUGGUGGUAAGAUUGCUGCCGCGACUAAGGUUAUUAUUCCAGCAAUGGUAGCUGUGAAGUUCCCUCAGCUAGAAGUAAAUUAUUCAGAUGGCACGAGUUUCAAACUACCAAUCACUACUUUUGGAAGUGACGAUGAAUCAAUGAAGGCAGAUAUCCCGAAAGCAACUUUGAUGUGUCUUUCAUUCCGUGCAACUUCACAGGAAAUGAUUGAUUCUUGGAGUGUUCCUUUUGCUGAAGCUUUCAGUGGCUCAGAGAAAGUUCAGUUGUAUGAGAUAUCCUUCAUCGAGUCGUGGCUGUUAUCUCUGACCCCGAUAAGGAAGCUAUUGAUUCGCAUGUUGAAGAAGUCAAAACCCCAGGAAAAUGAUGGUGUCUUGCAGAGACGAAUGGCAUAUGCUUUUGGCGACCAUUAUUACUUCAGAAAAGAACUAAAAAUACUCAACCUUCUAACUGGUUACAUGCUCUUGCUCGACAAAUUUGGUAGAAUACGUUGGCAAGGUUUUGGAUUGGCAACGAAAGACGAGUUGUCUUCACUUCUAUCAUGUACUUCACUUCUGCUAGAAGAAGAAUGACUGGUGGUAAAUGUCAAUUCGGCGAUGCUACCAAUGGAUUUCUUUCGACAAACUUAUUGCAUUCAUCAGAUUUGAAUGAUGUGAAUUGAAGUGGCUUUCUGUACUCAGCAGAAUGACACGAACUAUUUGAUUUCAGACACUCUGAUUCCCAUAAGAAAACGAUACUGAAUGCGAAAUUGCAUCUCAACUCAGAUAUUGUAUCAAUGUCUUUUUUAAUCAAAAGUUUUGUUUUGCCU